Molecule: messenger RNA, 1149 nt
Organism: Debaryomyces tyrocola
Lineage: Eukaryota; Fungi; Ascomycota; Pichiomycetes; Serinales; Debaryomycetaceae
Source: the annotation of a GenBank genome assembly
AUGUCCCAACCUGAAUUAAAAAAAUCAAAAGUCGAUAUAAGCAAAACCAUCACAGUUUUACCAGGUGAUCAUGUUGGUGAAGAAGUUUGUAACGAGGCGAUCAAAGUCUUACAAACUAUUGAGGAAACUACCCCAUACAGAAACAUUAAGUUCAAUUUGCAAAAACAUUUGAUAGGUGGUGCUGCAAUUGAUGCUACUGGUAAUCCAUUACCAGAUGAAUCUUUGGAGGCUGCAAAAAAUUCUGAUGCUGUCUUAUUAGGUGCUGUCGGUGGCCCAAAAUGGGGUACCGGUUCCGUUAGACCUGAGCAAGGUUUAUUGAAAAUCAGAAAGGAAUUGAACUUAUAUGCUAAUUUGAGGCCAUGUAACUUUGCAUCCGAUAGUUUAUUAGAAUUGUCUCCAUUAAAGUCUGAGAUUGUGAAGGGUACUGAUUUUACUGUUGUUCGUGAAUUAGUUGGUGGUAUCUAUUUCGGAGAAAGACAAGAACAAGCAGAAUCAGAAGACAAGCAGACUGCAUGGGAUACUGAAAAGUAUUCUACGGAAGAAGUGACUAGAAUUACUAGAAUGGCAGCAUUUAUGGCAUUGCAACAUAAUCCACCAUUACCAAUUUGGUCUUUAGAUAAGGCUAAUGUUUUGGCAUCUUCAAGAUUAUGGAGAACAACUGUUGAUAAAGUUAUGUCUGAAGAAUUUCCACAAUUAACAAUUCAACAUCAAUUAAUUGAUUCAGCUGCUAUGAUUUUGGUUCAAUCUCCAACUAAGUUAAAUGGUAUUAUUAUCACUUCUAAUAUGUUUGGUGAUAUUAUUUCUGAUGAAGCAUCUGUUAUCCCUGGGUCAUUGGGGCUCUUACCUUCUGCUUCUUUGGCUUCGUUGCCAGAUACUAAUUCCGCUUUUGGUUUGUAUGAACCAUGUCAUGGUUCAGCUCCAGAUUUGGCAGAAAACAAAGUUAAUCCAGUCGCUACCAUAUUAUCCCUAGCAAUGAUGUUAAGAUUAUCUUUGGAUUGUGUACCAGAAGCUGAAGCUUUGGAAAAGGCAGUCGGUCAAGUCUUAGAUUCGGGAAUAAGAACAGGAGAUUUACGUGGUUCAAGCCCCACUAAAGAAGUAGGUGAUGCGAUUGCGGAAGCAGUCAAGAAGAUAUUGAAGCAAUCAGUCUAG